GGACAGCCGGGUGUUCUGCUGGACUGAUUAACAUUUAUUUCUCCUAGUGCUAAGCCACUUACAAAAAAGACCCAAUUUUGGAUCUGGAGGGUAUAAAAUACUUAGCGUGAGUUGCAGUUCUUACUGGUCAAUUCCUCAAAUCUGAGAGAGAGGGGGGGAAAUGGGGGCAUUAACAACAGCAGUGAUAGCAAUAGCAGGUGUAAUUCUUGGUUGGAUAACAAUAGAGAUGGCUUGCAAGCCUUGUCUUGAAAAGGGUCGAGAAGCCAUUGAUCAGAAUCUCAAUCCUGACUAUGACCCUGAUGAUGAUCAAGACAGUAUCCGUGCCCCUUUAAAUGCAAACCCAACUGAAGAGACCGAGUCCGGUUCUGCUUCUUCUACUGCCGUCAAAAUUGUCUGAUCAUUUCCUAUUUUCUUCCAAAUUUUAGCUUUCUGUUUGUUUAAUUUACUUGUUUUAUUCGCUUCUGAGGGGGGAAGAUUGGUACUUUCGUGCUUUUUAAUAUGUUUUGGAUUUCUGUCCAUGAGAUAGAUUGUUUCUUUGGUUCGCGUUUUUGUAUAAUGAUAAUUAAAGAGGAAGAUAACGCAGUUUGUUGAGAAAUUCUGCUUUUAGCUUUGAAGGUGUCUGUUUCUUCAGAUGUAAAAUUUUGUGAUCUUUUAGCUUUUAAGAUUUUGAGCUCGGCUGUAACUAAAAGAGAAUGACCAAUGAUGGCCGAUUUGCUA
Messenger RNA from Lycium barbarum (goji berry), 717 nucleotides. RefSeq lists its product as uncharacterized. Bases 161 to 397 code for a protein of 78 amino acids. The transcript has a single exon. The record is from RefSeq and is a predicted model, not a curated record. Lineage: Eukaryota; Viridiplantae; Streptophyta; Magnoliopsida; Solanales; Solanaceae.